GGUCACGGCUUCUUAGUUCCGGCGUGAUUACCCACGCCGCCUCUUUCCGACCGCGAGGCCGGAGACCUCCGUGGCUCCUGUCGGAACUGGCGCCUGGGUGUGAGUGAACAGAGUGCCGGCUGGGAGCCGUGCCCGCAGUGGAUUCACCGAUUGACACUGCCACCAACAAUGUACAAGGGUUUCCUUUUUCGUCACAUCCUCACUAACACUUGGUACCAGAAUGUUGGCUUUGUAUCUGAAGCUCCUGGAACUUUUCUCUUAUUGAGAUAGAACUUGGUUCAAAUCACAUCGCAUAUAUAUAGUACACAUGUGCUUCACCCAAGAAUUAUUAGAAUCCUCUAGUAAAACAAAUUGGAACUAUAGUGGGAGUUCUGUCUGGGAAGAUGCAGCCUCUGAACAAGUUGAUGGCUAUCUUAAAACCUCAAAGCCUGACUCUACAUGAACAAAGUGAGGCCCUGAAAGCACAUGUGUCUUGGCAGCAGGAAUCCAUCCCAGUCAUGGAAACAUGUGACUCUGAGGCCUCUCGUCAAAAGUUCAGACAUUUCCAGUAUUUGGAUGUGUCUGGGCCUCAUGAAGCCCUGUGCCAACUCUGGAAGCUCUGUCUUCAGUGGCUGAAACCAGAAGUUCAUACAAAGCAACAGAUCCUAGAGCUGUUGGUACUGGAACAAUUUCUGACAAUUCUCCCUGAAGACAUUAGGACUUGGGUAAAUUUACAACAUCCAAAGAACAGCAAGGAAGUGGUGACCCUCAUAGAGGAUGUGAUUGGAAUGCUUAAAGAUGAAGAGACACCCUGCAAGGAUUCUGUCCCGCUCCAGAAGGGGAGCAUCAAGGAGAAAAUGGAAGCUGACUCACUGACUAGCAAUUCCCAGGAACCAAUAUCAUUCAAAGAUGUGAUUGUGGAAUUCAGCAAGGAAGAGUGGGGACAACUGGACCCUGCUGUAAAGAACCUGUACAGGGAUGUGAUGCUGGAGAACUAUAGGAACCUGAAUUCAUUGCAUCAAGAACAUGUAUUUUCCAAACCAGUUGAGCUCUCUGAGUUGGAAAGUAAGGACAGAAGAUGGAUAAUAGAGCAAGAAAUCCCAAGCACAUCUUUUUUUGACAGAGAGGUAAUUUCAGAAAACCAAGAUUCAGUUACAAAGGAGAGAAUUUCUGGAGAAUCAUCGUCUCAUGGAGAAAUUAUGAGAAGACUGACCAAAAGUGGACCCCCUUCUUCAGAUGCUUGGAUGAGUGAUGAUUGGCUAUACAGGAACCAGGAACACUGGGACAUAAAUUUGCCAGAAGAAGCUUUUGUUCACAAGACAGUCUCCACUGAGGAGGGAAACUUUGAAGGUAGUGAGAAUAAGAAAAGCUUAGAUGUUGAGUCAGUUAAUUCAAUUUUUGAUAUGCAACAGGGAAUUCCUAUGAAAAAGGGGUUCUCAAAAUGUGAUAAGUUUAAAACUAAUUUCAAAUUUAAUUUAGAUUCAGUAGGUAAGCAACAUUUAGAAUAUAAUAAAUGUGGAAAUGCCUUGAGCCUGAGUAUAGACAUUCAGCACCCAGAAAGUCAUACCUUAGUGAAUUCCUAUGAAUGCUAUCAAUGUGGGAAAGCCUUCAGCCGGAGUUCAUCCGUCAUUCGACAUCAGAUCAUUCACACAGGAGAGAAACCCUAUAAAUGUAGUGAGUGUGGGAGAUUCUUCAACAGACGUACAAAUCUUACUAAGCAUCAAAAAAUUCAUGCUGAAGCAAAGGUCUGUGAAGGCAAUAAAUGUGGAAAAGCUUUCAGUGAGAGUAAAAAUAGUAAUAAAAAUUCAAGACUUUAUUCUGGAGAUAAUCCCUACGAAUGUGUUAACUGUGGAAAAUCCUUCAGCCGGAGCUCCUCCCUUAUUCGACAUCAAAUGAUUCAUACAGGAGAGAAACCAUUCAAAUGUAAAGAAUGUGAGAAGACCUUCAAUAGGAGUUCAAACCUUAAAAAACACCAAAAACUUCAUACUCAAGAGAAGGAAGAAACCCAGGAUUACCUACAUCAAUGAAUUUAUACUGGAGGGAACCCUGUGAAUGUAGUAAAUGCAAUAAAACGUU
This is a messenger RNA of Felis catus (domestic cat), 2055 nucleotides long. RefSeq names its product zinc finger protein 215 (gene ZNF215). The transcript has 7 exons. Gene Ontology annotation, biological process: negative regulation of transcription by RNA polymerase II. NCBI's taxonomy places the organism in Eukaryota, Metazoa, Chordata, Mammalia, Carnivora, Felidae. The record is from RefSeq and is a predicted model, not a curated record. Gene Ontology annotation, molecular function: RNA polymerase II cis-regulatory region sequence-specific DNA binding; DNA-binding transcription repressor activity, RNA polymerase II-specific. The coding region runs from base 384 to 2006 and encodes 540 amino acids.